Molecule: messenger RNA, 162 nt
Organism: Trichoderma gamsii
Lineage: Eukaryota; Fungi; Ascomycota; Sordariomycetes; Hypocreales; Hypocreaceae
Exons: 2
Coding region: 1-162 (53 amino acids)
Source: RefSeq, a predicted model, not a curated record
AUGCUGAAAAAAGAACCGCUUCAUCGUAACAAUUCCCUUCGACUAGUUCAACAAAACUCAAUCUGCCACUUUUCGCAAGCUCCCGCACAACUGCCGAGUUCUGAGCUCCGGCACCGCCAAGCACGAGGACCACUUUUCGAUCGGACAUUUGAUUUUGGAUGA